This is a messenger RNA of Symbiodinium pilosum, 2547 nucleotides long. The record is from the annotation of a GenBank genome assembly. NCBI's taxonomy places the organism in Eukaryota, Dinophyceae, Suessiales, Symbiodiniaceae.
AUGGGCUUAACCGCCAAUACGCGUGACUGCCUCCGCCGAUUUCUUACUUCGCGGGGGAGCAUCGCUGACACGAAUGGCAAGCCGCUGCGUCCGGGAGGCACACAGGAAGUGGUCAAGGACGAUGCGGCGGCAGAGAUGCCGCAAGAAGACGCCGAUGACGACCGCCGGUUUGCCUCCACGCUCAGGAACGUCGUGGGCGAGAAGCGGCACAAGGCGUGGUUCGAGGGGCGAGUCGGGUUCGACCUCUCCAGCAAUGACACGCUGGUUGUGAGCGCGGGCAGCACUCUAGAGUGCGACUGCCUGCGGAAGCACUUCAAGGCGGAACUGAAGCAGGCCUGCAGAGCCGCUGGUCUCGGGGCCCGAAGCAUCGAGUUUGUCGUCGACGCUGCCGUGGCGCCGACGCCCGCUCGACAGGAUCGCCCGGCGGAGCCCGCCUUGAAGGCCGCCCCCGCGCCCAAGGCGCCGCCGAAGCCCAGCGAAGCGCCCGGCUUUCUUGUCAGCGACUCCAAUCGCGAGGCCGCCAAGCUGGCCGAGCUGAUCGCGGCCGGCAGCCCCGCGCCCUCGCCGGUGGUGCUGUGGGGACGCGGCGGCACGGGCAAGACGCACUUGUUGCGGGCUAUCGCCGAUGGCUUUCGCUCGCGGCACCGCCGCAAGCGGGUGGUUCGCUUGACGGCCGAGGAGUUUACGUCCGGUUUUGUCGAGGCGGUGCACGGACGCACGCUCGCCAGUUUCCGAGGCCGCUGCCGCGGCGUCGACCUGUUGCUGAUCGACGACAUCCACUUCCUGCUCGGCAAGCAGAAGACGCUCGAGGAGCUGCAGUACACGCUCGACACACUCGCCGCCCAGGGCGCCGACGUGGUGCUGACCAGCGACCGCAGCCCGGCCGAGCUCCGCAGGAUGAGCGGUGAGCUGCUCUCGCGGCUCGGCGCAGGAGUAGCGGUCGAGAUCGCCCCGCCCGACCACAGCCUCAAGUCGCGACUGAUCGAGCGGUUCGCGCAGCAGUCAGGAGUGCGGCUCGAGCCGGCCGCGGUGCGGAUAAUCGCCAGCGGGUUGAUCGGCGGCGCCUGGGAGAUCCGGGGCGUCGUCAACAAACUGGGCCUCUCCAGCAGGCUGCUCGACCUGGAUAUCUGCGAGAAGGCCGUUGGCCGCGCCAUCGACGACAUGAACCGCGUCAGCACGCCGAGCGUUGGCGUUAAGCAGAUCCAGGAAGCGGUCUGCAGCGUGUUCGGAGUCGAGACUGGCGUCAUCAAAUCGAAGCGACGCACCAAGAGCGCCACCGAACCGCGUAUGCUGGCGAUGUGGCUUUCGCGGAAGUACACACAAUCCGCAUGGAGCGAGAUCGGCGACCAGUUUGGCAACCGCAGCCACAGCACCGUCAUCUCCGCGUGCCGGCGGAUGGACGAGCUUCUGGGCAGCGAGGCCUCGGUCCAUGUCGCGGGCAGGCGCCGGGCGAUUUGUUCGCGGCCCGCUUCCCGAUCGGUUACGCUACGCCCUAUGGCUAGUUUCCGGUCAUUCGCAAUCGUGCCGGCCGCGGGGCGGAGCUGCCGCAUGGGGCGGCAGAAGCUGCUGCUCCCGUUUGCUGGGCGGCCCCUGAUCGAGCACACGCUGCAGGCAUGGACGGCCAGCGCCGUUGAGCGGGUGGUGGUCGUUGUGCGCCACGGUGAAUCUACGCUCCGAUCGCUCUGCGAAGACUUUCCGGUCGACGUUGCUUGCGUCGAGUCCUCGCCCGACAUGCGGGCAACAAUUGAAGCGGGGUUGGACUUUCUGCAGUCGACCUGGCAGCCCAGCAAUCAUGACGCGUGGCUGACCGCGCCGGCGGACCUGCCGACGCUGUCGUCAGGGUUGGUCAAUACACUUGUCGACGCUUACGAGCCGAAGGAUCCAGCGGUGUGGGUCCCGGAGUCCUCCGGCCGGCGGGGGCACCCGGUGCUCCUGCCUUGGGCCGCUGCCGAUUCCGUGCAGUCGCUUCCUAGUGGAGCAGGGUUGGAUCAGUUACUGACGGAAGCGGAGGUCCGGACGUUGUCCGUUAGCGGCGACGACCUGCCCCGGGAUAUCGACACCCCAGAGGACUACCGCCAACUUGAGAAACCAAUGACAGAUCGGCACUCGAUCAAAGUCAACGGUCAAACCCACGCCGUCACGACGUCCUCCGACCGUCCGCUGCUAGACGUGCUCCGCGAAGACCUGGGCCUCACCGGGACUAAGUACGGGUGCGGCGAAGGAGAGUGCGGGGCUUGCACCGUGUUGAUCGAUGGCGUCGCCACGCGGAGCUGUAUCACAUCGGUUGAAGAAGUGGCGGAUGCCAGCGUCGAGACAAUCGAAGGGCUCGCCGGAGACGAACUGCACCCCGUGCAGCAGGCGUUCAUCGACCAGCGGGCGAUGCAGUGCGGCUACUGCGUGCCGGGCCAGGUGAUGAACGCGGUUGGCCUGCUCCGCGAGAAGCCCCACGCGACCGAAGCCGAGAUUGUCGAAGCGAUGAACGGGAACUUAUGCCGCUGCUGCAAUUACCGCAACCUGCGGGCGGCGAUCCUGCAGGCGACGCGGUAG